Molecule: messenger RNA, 390 nt
Organism: Lachancea lanzarotensis
Lineage: Eukaryota; Fungi; Ascomycota; Saccharomycetes; Saccharomycetales; Saccharomycetaceae
Gene: IGO2
Product: LALA0S04e02124g1_1
Exons: 1
Coding region: 1-390 (129 amino acids)
Cellular component (GO): cytoplasm
Molecular function (GO): protein phosphatase inhibitor activity
Source: RefSeq, a predicted model, not a curated record
AUGAGCAAAUCAAACGAUCUUUCUCCUACAUCCAGUAGCGUGGAUUUGAAGGAGACGGUCGAUACUUCCAAAAUGACGCCUCAGGAGAUCAAACUGCUCAAAAUGUAUGGCAAGAUGCCUUCCAAAAAGGACCUUUUUAAGCACAAGUUGCAAGAAAGAAAAUAUUUCGACAGCGGUGAUUACGCACUAAACAAGGCGGGAGUGAAAUCGGACGAUUUGCAAUCGAAUUCCAUAGGAAACAGCCAUUUACCGGUGACAAACCCCAGCGGGCUUAGGGAAAGCAUUAUAAAGCGGAGACUCAGCAGCAGUGCUGGCGCACUCGAUUCCCAGGAUCUUCAAAGACAAGGCAGUAUAUCCAGCGGACCUCCGCCAAGAUCGCCCAAUAAGUAA